AUGGCGUAUCAGGGGGCCUUGGUGGAGCGCGUGAGAGAGCAGAUGGAGCAGCAGGACCGCGAGAUCGACCGGCUGGAGCGUGACCCUGACGGCGACGUGGCCCACGAGGCGCUGCUGCUGGAGCGCGACAGGCUGAGGUGGCUGGUCAAGGCCUACCUAAGGACGCGGCUGGCCAAGGUCCAGGAGUUUGCGGCCCUCGUGCUGCGCGACUCCAACGGCGUGCAGCGCCGCGUGAGCCCCCAGGAGCUGAAGUUUGCCAACGACCACUAUCUGGCCCUGGGGCGACUCAUGAACGACGCGGUGCUGACCCACCUGCCCCCAAACUACAGCAGCCUGCUGAAGCGGUUCAACGGUGAGAGCGGCCAGGCCCUGGUGGAGGAGCCAGACACAGACGUCUUUGUGUUCUGCAUGGUGGACAGGGACUGCGGCCAGAUCCCAGACGGGCCGAACGGAGAGACAGCAGAGCUGAAUGCAGGCGACAUCCUGAACAUCAGGUACAAGCACAUUGCCCACCUGGUGCACGGCGGCCAGGUUCACCUAGUCUGA
This is a messenger RNA of Monoraphidium neglectum, 546 nucleotides long. Its product is annotated as DNA replication complex GINS protein SLD5. Gene Ontology annotation, cellular component: GINS complex. The record is from RefSeq and is a predicted model, not a curated record. Gene Ontology annotation, biological process: double-strand break repair via break-induced replication; DNA-templated DNA replication. The coding region runs from base 1 to 546 and encodes 181 amino acids. The transcript is spliced from 6 exons. Lineage: Eukaryota; Viridiplantae; Chlorophyta; Chlorophyceae; Sphaeropleales; Selenastraceae.